This is a messenger RNA of Sinocyclocheilus rhinocerous, 1714 nucleotides long. Its product is annotated as O-phosphoseryl-tRNA(Sec) selenium transferase. Gene Ontology annotation, molecular function: O-phosphoseryl-tRNA(Sec) selenium transferase activity; tRNA binding. Gene Ontology annotation, biological process: selenocysteine incorporation; conversion of seryl-tRNAsec to selenocys-tRNAsec. The record is from RefSeq and is a predicted model, not a curated record. The transcript has 12 exons. The coding region runs from base 203 to 1660 and encodes 485 amino acids. NCBI's taxonomy places the organism in Eukaryota, Metazoa, Chordata, Actinopteri, Cypriniformes, Cyprinidae.
UUUUAAAAUACUUUUUGAUCUAGUUGUUGUUGUUGUUGUUUAACGUGACUGUAUAGCAACGGUGCACGGCUGCACCAGGGACUUUUACUUUGAAAUAGAAGCGUCAUCAAGAGGAGGAGUUUCGAUCCGGAAGUAAACAGUACAUGUAGAAGUUGAUCGAUUUGAAACUCAUGCUGACUCAGAGAAAAACGCCUGCAGCGACAUGAACAUCCAGAACUUCAGCCUGAGCGAGAAGCUGGUCUCGUCCUCUUAUGUGCGGCAGGGCCUGCAGGCUCGCCGAGGACACGAGCAGCUCGUCCGAGUGCUUUUACAGCAGGGCAAAUGUCCCGAGGAGGGAUGGAGUGAGAGCACCGUCGAGCUCUUUCUGAACGAGCUGGCAGUCAUGGACAGUAAUAACUUCUUAGGGAACUGUGGUGUGGGCGAGCGAGAGGGCCGAGUCGCCUCAGGCCUGGUGGCCAGGAGACAUUACAGACUGAUCCACGGCAUCGGCCGCUCGGGGGACAUUGCUGCUGUUCAGCCCAAAGCUGCCGGUUCAAGCCUCCUGAAUAAAAUCACUAAUUCAGUCGUGCUGGAUGUGCUCAAAUUUACAGGUGUUAGGAGCGUGUCCUCGUGCUUCGUGGUCCCGAUGGCCACAGGAAUGAGUCUGACGCUGUGUUUCCUCACACUGAGACACAGGAGGCCAGGAGCGCGUUUCAUCCUCUGGCCUCGCAUCGACCAGAAGUCCUGCUUCAAAUCCAUGCAGACGGCUGGCUUUGAGCCUGUGGUGAUAGAGAAUGUGCUGGAAGGAGACGAGCUGAGGACAAACCUGGAGGAAGUGGAGAGGAAGAUCGAGGAGCUGGGAGCUGAGAACUUCCUGUGUGUCCAUUCCACCACUUCCUGUUUCGCUCCACGAGUCCCUGACAGGCUCGAGGAACUUGCUGUUCUGUGUGCAAAGCAUGAUAUUCCCCAUAUAGUCAAUAACGCUUAUGGAAUGCAGUCAUCCAAAUGCAUGCACCUUAUUCAGCAGGGGGCUCGCGUUGGGAGAAUCGAUGCCUUUGUCCAGAGUCUUGAUAAAAACUUCAUGGUCCCGGUCGGCGGUGCCAUCAUCGCAGGCUUUGAUGAGAACUUCAUUAAGGAGAUCAGUAAGAUGUACCCAGGUCGAGCUUCUGCGUCUCCGUCUCUAGACGUCCUCAUUACGCUGCUCACACUGGGAGCCAACGGCUACAAGAAACUCUUGGCUGAGAGAAAGGAGCUGUAUGGUCACCUGGCGCAGGAGCUGAGCGCUCUAGCCGAGAGACACGGGGAGAGACUGCUGCAUACGCCACACAAUCCAAUAUCACUGGCGAUGUCUCUGAACCAUCUCCAGACACACAGCACCGCAGCGGUCACGCAGCUGGGCUCCAUGCUCUUCACCAGACAGGUGUCUGGAGCCAGGGUCGUCCCGCUGGGUGUGGAGCAGACCGUGAGCGGACACACGUUUCGUGGCUUCAUGUCGCACGCAGAUGCCUAUCCGUGCCCGUACCUUAACGCAGCCUCUGCUAUUGGAAUAACCAGAGAUGAUAUAACACUGUGCAUCAAGAGACUCGAUAAAUGCCUCAAGAGCCUUAGCAAAGAAGCUUCUGCAGAGAAGAGUGAGUCAGGAUCGCCAGCUGAAGAUGUGGACGACCAAACCGUGCCCUGAUGCUCUACACUCUAAAAAAUGCUGGGUUAAAAAGGGACAAACCCAGCUAUUGGG